AUGGCCGACACAGAGCGGCCAAAGACGCCGCCGAGGCCAGCAACCACCGCGAAACCACCCAUAACGCCCGAGCAAGUCCGGCGCAUGGAAGAGUCCCGUCUGCGAGCCAAAGCGCUCCGAUUACAGCAGGAGGCAGCAUCGAACAGACAAGGCCCUAGCAAAGCACAGCCAUACCCCGUCGCUGGGCAAAAACGAGCACAUGCAGCGAUAGUGGACAGAAAUGGUCCAGCCAACAGUAGAGAUGCUCGCACUACCAACAAGCCCAACAGCAACAAUGGUCUGGCCCAGUCCGCAGAUACAGACAUACGGCCAGCACGGAAGUUCCAGAAGUAUGUGGAGUAUGACUUCAGCAAGAUGACAGACACGAAGGGUGGCUUCAUGACGCAUGAGGAUGAUCCGCAUAACAAGACCUUGAACGCUCCAGAUGCGGACGGCAAGCCUGCGCAUAUGUCCUUGAAAGAGUGGGAGACGCAGCAGCUACAACGACGGCUGCGGAACCAGCGAGCAGGACCGUACGAGCCAGGUCUGUCAGUGUUCAAGGAGAAUGCAAAGAAGUGCCGGGAGUGCGGUAGCUUGGAGAUCGACUGGCAGUGGGACGAAGUGUUCCACAUACACGUCUGCAAUACAGACAAGGAGAAAUACCCUGAGAAGUACUCGCUGUUGACCAAGACCGAGGCCAAAGAAGACUAUCUCCUUACAGAUCCCGAGUUGAAAGACGAACAACUACUUCCACAUCUCGAAAAGCCGAAUCCUCACAAAGCACACUGGAACAGCAUGAUGCUGUAUCUACGAUGUCAGAUAGAAGAGUAUGCAUUCUCAGACAAGAAGUGGGGUAGCCCAGAAGCCCUUGACAAAGAGUUCGAGAAGCGGCAGAAAGAUGCGAAAGAUAGGAAGGAGAAAAAGUUCAAGAACAAGCUGCAGGAGCUGAAGAAGAGGACAAGAGUUGAUGCAUACAAGCGUGCGAGAGGCGGAGGAGGUGGAGAAUUUGGAGAUGUCCUUGGAGGAGGCAAGCAUGAACAUGAGUGGGGACGGAGCGUGGAUGACCCCGAGACGGGCAUGAUGAAGAAGAGGUGCAAUGAGUGUGGUAUGGAGGUUGAGGAGCUGGAACUGGAGCUGUGA
Fulvia fulva is the source of this 1119-nucleotide messenger RNA. Its product is annotated as DNA repair protein RAD14. Gene Ontology annotation, molecular function: damaged DNA binding. Gene Ontology annotation, biological process: UV-damage excision repair; nucleotide-excision repair, DNA damage recognition; nucleotide-excision repair involved in interstrand cross-link repair. The record is from RefSeq and is a predicted model, not a curated record. The transcript has a single exon. Bases 1 to 1119 code for a protein of 372 amino acids. Gene Ontology annotation, cellular component: nucleotide-excision repair factor 1 complex. Lineage: Eukaryota; Fungi; Ascomycota; Dothideomycetes; Mycosphaerellales; Mycosphaerellaceae.